This is a messenger RNA of Dromaius novaehollandiae (emu), 4024 nucleotides long. RefSeq names its product secretory carrier membrane protein 4 (gene SCAMP4). The coding region runs from base 261 to 950 and encodes 229 amino acids. The record is from RefSeq and is a predicted model, not a curated record. Gene Ontology annotation, biological process: protein transport. The transcript is spliced from 8 exons. Gene Ontology annotation, cellular component: recycling endosome membrane; trans-Golgi network membrane. Lineage: Eukaryota; Metazoa; Chordata; Aves; Casuariiformes; Dromaiidae.
GUGCCGCGCGGCGCGCUGGGAGAUGUAGUCCGACUCCUCCCCGCGGCCGCCGUGGCGGCGCUCGGCGGGACUCUCUUUCCCAGCGUGCCCCGCGGCUGCGCGGAGGGCUCGGGGGAGUGGGGCUCCGGCGGUGGCGGCGGGAGCUGGGAAGGUCCUCGGAGAGCCAGGAGCCAACAAAUCAUCCCUGCACCUAAAUGAGGCAUUAAGUCUGGUCUGUUGCUAUCUGUCUAAAACUUCUCCAGGGAACAGUCCUAAUAGAAAUGGCAGAAAAGGUGAAUAACUUCCCGCCGCUCCCCAAGUUUAUCCCUCUGAAACCAUGCUUCUACCAGAACUUUGCCGAUGAAAUUCCCAUAGAUUAUCAGACUCUGGUGAAGAGAAUCUACCACGUAUGGAUCUUCUACUGCAUCACACUCGUGGCGAAUAUAAUCGCGUGCCUAGCGUGGUGGAUUGGAGGAGGCUACGGGGUCAAUUUUGGCUUGGCCAUCCUUUGGCUUGUUCUCUUCAGCCCCUGCGGCUACGUCUGCUGGUUCCGACCUGCGUACAAAGCCUUUCGGUCAGACAGCUCGUUUAAUUUUAUGGCCUUUUUCUUCAUCUUUGGCGCGCAGUUUGUUCUCACGGUCCUACAAGCAAUUGGUUUCUCUGGCUGGGGAGCAUGCGGAUGGUUGGCAGCCAUUACUUUCUUUAGCACCAAUGUUGCAGCUGCUGUGUUCAUGCUGUUUCCUGCCAUUAUGUUUACAAUGUCAGCAGUCGCAAUGCUCUUCUGCAUUUUGAGGGUACAUAAAAUCUACCGAGGGGCUGGUGGGAGCUUUCAGAAAGCUCAGGAUGAGUGGAACAGCGGCACAUGGAGGAACCCUCCCAGCAGGGAGGCCCAGUACAACAAUUUUUCUGGAAACAGCCUGCCAGAGUAUCCCACGGUGCCCAACUAUCCCCCAGGAAACCAAUGGCCUUAAGCAGCAACAGCUGCAAACUGCCUAUAUUCUCUUCUUUUUGGUCUUUUUAUUAUUGUUAUUUGAAAAGAUCAUUUGCAUUCCCACCCCCUCCCCCAGGCAUCUUGGGGACUCUCGGUUUUUUUUGUCUCCUUCUCAUCACUGCAGAAGACGUGUGCUGUCAGCCCAUGCCACCUCCAGAGCUCUGCACGGCCUUAUUGGAAAGUUUUGUUUCGUGUUCAGUUACCAGUAUUUGCCUUGUCGCAGACUGAAGAACCAACCGUUCGCUGCCCCUGCUUGAGGGGAUCCUCUCAUGAUCACGCUGAAAAAGGCUGACUUCUCCGUGAUGGUGAACACCACCAGAAUUGCUCCUUCUCCUGCCUCCCUGCUUAGCUUUCAUCAAACGCGGAGUACACCACCAAAUCGUCCGUAAUUGUAACGAACACAAUCCGAACCUCAGUAGCAACUGGUGUUUACUUUCUGGGAUGAAUAAUCUGGAAUUUUUCACUCUAAGGGAAACAUAGCACUUAAAUUAUUUGGUACCCACUGAUACUGAAGGUAUUGGUAAAAUCUACAGCCUCUUUUGUUUGUGUUCUCUGGUGACAAAUCCUUUAGGUAACAGCGCUUGCUGUGGGUGAGUGUUGUUCAGCUGUGAAGUCCAGGAGAAUCCUCAUUUGUCUGGCUAGAGCUGUCGUUGUGCUAGAAGUCUUGCUUUCCCUGCUGCCAAAAGUUUCUGCUGGAUCUGUGUGCUUCAAAGGUGCAGAUUCAUCUCAUUCAGUUGAUGCUUGCUCGCUAAAAGCCUGAUUCAAAGCCCACUGGAGCCUCUUGAAAGACUGACUGAUGCUGGGCUUUGGACCUGGCUGCCCGGGUGACGUUCACCCUUUUACAGGUAGGCAGCACGAGAUCUCUGUGCUGUUUAAAUUCCACUUACAAAGUGUCAAGAUUUUGUGCUGACCCAAGAAAUUCCCUACUGGAUACUCCUUGCCCUGUUGAAAAACCCUUUUUUCUGGGCUCCCGGACAGUGGUCAGGUGCUAGAUAACUAUCGAUUUCAGUGCUUGGUACCCAAUGUGAUUUGGGAGUAAUUCUGUUACAAUUGAUAGAUUUAAUUCUGAUUUGCAUCAAUGUGGUUAAAAUCCAAACGCUCUGAGAUGUGUUGUCUGAUAGACUAAGGAAAGCUUGUUGGUCCCGUUAACGGAUGUUCGCUGUGCAGAGCUGGUACGUGUCUGCGUAGCCAGCAGCACUUUUCUUCCGCACAGGGGCAGGGAGAGAGGUUCUCGUCUUUCCCCAAGCAUCAGUUGAAGAGAAGAUAAAGGAGGGAUUGUUUUCCCCGAGAACUAGCAUUAGUCUCGUAGCUGAUAUUCACCCUGUGCGUUUACAUCAGGACUCCUGUAGGCUGAGCCAUCCAAUUCCCCCGGGUCCUACAGCGAUCCCAGCAGUAAAGGCUGCAAUUUCUUUCAUCUCCCAAAAGAGCCUGCUGUGAUUUCCCCCCCCGUCCCCCCCCGUCCCCCAAAAUGCUGAAACUGGGAGGUCAGCUCCCAGUAUUUUUGUAGGGAGCAAGUGUUCAGACUCUUCAGCUCUGAAAACUUCAACCAGUGAUCCCCUGAAGGACCAAGUGCUCCAUUUCGGAGACUCGAAAGGCAUCGGGGCGCCCUGUGGGUGAGACCCAAAGCCUGUCCCUCCUGGCAGGAUGCGAUGCCAGAGGUGUUACAGUGUAGGGGGAAUUGCUCCAAGCUGACAUGGAGUAACUGGAAAGCAAAACUGGCUCCUGGAGAGGGUCAGGGAGGUUGUCCAAGCGAGAUGAAGUUGUUGUGCAAGUGAUCUUUUGAAAAUUGUCUCUACACGUGCCUUAUCUAAUAAAACACUAGUUCGCGAAGGAGAACUGUUCCUUCCCCAAUUUUCCCCCUACUAAACUUCCCACUUGGUCUAUUAACUUUUUCUGUGUCAUACUGUAAAUAUUCCAUGACGUUCAGCUUGGAAUCUGCAUGCCACCUUCGUUACUAGGGCCAAAGGAGACGUUCAUCGGAGCUCCGAGCCUCCUUGAACUUCGGUUUGCAAGCAGCGCUGGCACACUACUGCACGAGCAGCCUUUUGCUGGCCCCGAGAUAUUUCACGUGUUCCUAACGUGGCGGGAUUUGUCUCGCGAGUGUGCAACGUGCUUGUAAGCACAGACGCUUGAAGCCUUCUUAACAGCGUACGACCCGGUUGCGUCGUCGAGCUUUUUAGGUGCCUUUGUCUUGUGUCAAGCGUAAUUUGUAAGUGUUCUUUGUCGCUUGCCGUCACAGAGUGAUGGAAGAACCGCCUGUCGAUUGACUCCCUGGAAAUACGAUUGCACGAGGGGGGAGCGAGGUGUCACUACCGGUGUCUCAAUCCAGCAGGGCCAAACUCGAGCUUGGCCGUGCUCAGAAGCCAGAUCUUGGUGUCCCUCCCUAAGAGGCUCCCUCCAGCCCUGUCCCUCCAUGCUCUGGCCAUCCUCAGCCUCUUGCCAAAAUUUCCCCAAAGUCAUUGGUGUCUUUUUUUUAGUCAGGCCAGAGUUUUCAAAGGAGCUGACAGGAGAAGCGUGGCCACAGGACUCAGCAUCCCGCUUCUCUUAUUCCUCUUUGCUGGUCCAGGGCUGCGUUUUGAAGGACCUGUCUUCAGUCGCGCGGAAAACGCUUGACGUAGAGAAGGGCAAACUGAAAAGGCUGGAGCCAGACACCAAAUCCAGGACCCAUCAGCACCCUCUGCCAAGAUUUCUAAAGAACUUCGGUGAACCUCUCCGGUCAGAUCUGCUGUUUCUCAUAACUCAUCACCCCCCCUCCCCAAUCCUCUUAGACGCCAAAAACCGUAAUUCCAGAGAGUUGACUCAACAUGCUGCCUGAAUGGCCGUGGCUUAUUUUUUUGGACUCCUCUGUAUGUUUUCAAAUGUUUACAUUAGAUUUCUAAGACUCCUAACACCAUUAAUCCGGACCUGGCUCCCGGUUUUGUUGGGCAUCAUGUGGUGUAUGUGUGCGCGAUGUUUCGUGUCGCUUGCGGGGCUCUGUCUUUCUGUGUUUUGUGGUUUUUCUCCUGAUCACAAGACAAAUAAAUGCUCAUCCUGUGCUCGAUGAGAAGAACUGGC